CUCUUAUUGCAGUGAGCUUGAUGACGCAGAGGACGGAAGCAGUGGGGGAGCCGAACUUCUGAGUUUUACAGAGUUUUUAAAGUUUCUAACAAGUUUGUUCCGGACUGUUCCGGUGUGACGGAGGGAUCCCGGUCCCGGUGUGAACGCCCCCCCCUCCCUCCGCGGCCGGUCGCUGUUAGCUGUUAGCCUGCUAGCUUCAGAGGAACUUCAGUCAGUUUAGUUUCCACAAACAUGUCGGCAGGAGACCCGAGAGGACAGUUCCUCCACAGCCUGCCCGCCCCCGUCCUCUGGGAGUUCAACAGGGUCAUGGACGGACUGUCAGACCUGGACUGGACCCGCUUCGCGUCAGAAGUCCUGGGUGAUCAGACCGCCGUACGAUUGGCUGAGAGGAGGGAGAGGCGGACCGACUGGGUGAUGACCCAAUGGCUGAAUAGGAACGGCCGUGUCAGGGAGCUGAUCGACCUCUUGGAGCGUCUGGAUCUACUCCGCCCCCGUGACAUCAUCCUGGACUGGGCGUCCAGCCUGAAGCCUUCCCCCUGUCCUCCUCCUCGUCCCCCUCCUCAGCCCUCUCUCCCCCAGUUCGACCCUCCCCCCAAACAAUCUGAGGCCCCGCCCACACUGAGCACCUGCAAACUGAGCACGACAGUAGAUAAAGGAGGAGGAAGACCACUUCCCAGACCUACCCCGCCCCCGUCCAGUCUGCGGUCUGACCACCACCGCCCCCCCCAGCCCCCCCUGGCGGUGGCGUGCAGCAGCAGCAGCAGGGUGAUGCGCUGGUCGUAUGAAGAGGUGCAUGCUGGGACGGAGGGGUUCUCCCCCUCCCUGCAGGUGGGGGAGGGGGGGUUUGGCGUUGUGUACAGAGCGUCUCUGAGGAACACGGACUGUGCUGUCAAGAGACUCAAACAGGACUGCCUGCUGGACUGGACUCUGCUGGAGGAGAGCUUUCAGACUGAAGUGGACAAACUGACAAAGUUCAGACACCCGAACAUCGUGGACCUGCUGGGAAUCAGUGAAGGACGAGGAUCAGUGUGUCUCAUCUACAGCUACAUGGAGAACCGCUCACUGGAGGACCAGCUGCACAACGAGUGUGUGUCGCUCUCCUGGCCUCAGAGAGUCUUUGUUGUUGAAGGAGCAUCAACAGCUCUGCAGUUCCUCCACUGCCCCCCCGACGGACACGCGCCGCUCAUCCACGGAGACGUCAAGAGUUCAAACAUCCUGUUGGACCGCCACCUGGUGGCGAAGCUGGCGGACUUCGGUCUGGCUCGGUUUGCGGCUUGCGGCUCGUCCGGACGCACGGCGGCUCAGACGGCGUCGAUCGGAAAGACUGCGACGGUCAGAGGAACGCUGGCGUACCUGCCCGAUGAGUACGUGAGGAACGGAGAGCUGGGGACCGGCGUGGACGUCUACAGCUUCGGAGUGGUGCUGUUGGAGGUCCUGACUGGUCGUCGAGCUCUGGAGAAAGACAGGAAGUCAGGAGAGAGAUACCUGAAGGAUCUGGUGGAGGAGGUGGAGGACAGUCCGGCUGGUUCGUCUGCAGCGUCCUGGAGGAGACAGCUGGACCACCGGCUCAUCACAGGGGGCGCCGCAGAGCCAGCUGGCUGUAUGGAGAUGGUGGCUCUGGCCGUAAAGUGUCUGGACAAGAAGAGGAAGAAGAGGCCGCCCAUGACCGAGGUGUUCGACAGACUUGAGGACAUCCACAACAUCGUGAGGAAGACCAGCUCCUCCUCCUCCCCCCUACCCAGACCCCCUCCCCCCCUGGACUCCAGUGUGGGAGCUCUGUCCCAACAGCUGUCCAAACUGGGACCACUGGAAGACACCUAUCAGCUCCCCCAGUCCUCUCAGUUCUCCUCCUCCUCUUUCUGCGCCCUCACCCCUCCUAACCCGCUACACUCCGCCUCUUCCUUCCCCCCCUCCGCUUCCUUCCCCCCCUCCUCUUCCUUCCCCCCCUCCUCUUCCUCCUCCUCGUUCGCUGGUCCGUGUGAAACCGAUGAGAGUCGAGGUUUCUCCCAGUAUGACCCUCGCGCCCAAGUCAGAUCUAACGGGACCAGUUCCAGUUGUCUGUCCGCACCAACCAGAGACCAGAAUCACAGCUCAGCUGCUCCGGGGGGGUCCCAGUCCAGCCAGCCUUCUGUCCCUACUGAGGACCAGUACAACUUCCCUCCCCAGCCCAGCAGCACCAGUGACAGGUCAGGGGCUGGGGUCCUCACAGGGGCCCCUACAGGACCAGACACCAGAGAGCAGACCACAGCAGGGCCCUAUGGUGUCCCACAAUGCCUCUCUGUGGGGUCCCUGCGUUCAGUGUCCCCGGGGCCCUCAGUCCACGUGAAUCCCAGUAAGCAGCGUUUCCUGGAGAAGAAAGCUCUGUACGAGGAGGGAAGGAUUCAGACUCCAGAGCUGCUGUCGUCUGACGAACUCUACAGAGGGAGGAGUUCUGCUGAGUCCAGAGGACCGGAGGAGAGCGACGAGCUGGAUUAUCUUCCUGCUGAACACGACUGAUGCUUUCUUUCAGUGACUUGACACAAAUCGCUGCCAUCUGGUUCUGAAGGACCAAAGGCGACCCAUCUCAGAGCUGUGGGCUCUUUUGUUAACUGUCGGCCUCAAACCCCGCUAGGGCCGCAGCUUCACAGACAUUAGUUGAAUCCGUUAACUGUUUUCCAGUCUGAGGCCCGCUCCUUCCUGGUUCAAUCUUGAAGUACAAAGCAGCCAUGUCGUCUCUACGUCGAUGUGAACUGCCGUUGAGUUUGCACGUGAAGCAGCACUGAAACACAUCUCUCUACACUGAAAUUAACAACAUAUUCACAUAUCAGGCUUUACAAAUCAACCAAAGACAUAACAUCAGCAGAGAUUACCAUGAAGGUAUGACGACGACAUCACGCCGACAGACAGACUGGAAACAGCCUCGUUAGCUACCUUGGACAAUUUACUCACGUCUGUUUACUGAUUUUUAAAAUUCAGACAGAAACACUUUUAAUUAUUAGUAAUUCUUUGUCAUAAAAUGCUGAAAUAUAUAAUAUUUGAAUGUAACUGAGUUUGUCCUGUUUGCUUUGGGACUCUCAGUCCAGCUGAUUAAUGUUGACUUUGAUAUUUAUUGGUUUUUCAGAUUUGUAAACUGGUUAUAACAAUAUGACACACUGCAGAACAAAUGAGGUACUCAGAAUAUAUAUAUAUAUAUAUAUAUAUAUAUGUGUGUGUGUGUGUAUUAGCUAAUUGAAAGUACUUUGACUGAUAUGGCAAUAUGAUAUCAGAGGGAAUGAUCAGUAUUCUCAUUUCAUUAAAAAAUAUUAAAAUGA
This is a messenger RNA of Micropterus dolomieu (smallmouth bass), 3290 nucleotides long. RefSeq names its product interleukin-1 receptor-associated kinase 1 (gene irak1). Gene Ontology annotation, cellular component: plasma membrane. Gene Ontology annotation, molecular function: ATP binding; protein kinase activity. Lineage: Eukaryota; Metazoa; Chordata; Actinopteri; Centrarchiformes; Centrarchidae. The coding region runs from base 232 to 2496 and encodes 754 amino acids. Gene Ontology annotation, biological process: protein phosphorylation. The transcript has 15 exons. The record is from RefSeq and is a predicted model, not a curated record.